GCAACGAGGGAGAGGAGCGAUUACACUCUUCGAAUGCCAAGAGAUUAACGGCCUCUUCUGCAUUUGUUCAGAAUUUUUACUCGUAUUCGUGAUCCACCUAUACUCAACUUUUACCUUCACACUUUUAUAUUUUAUGCAAUUUUCCUGGCAAUGUCUCUUUCGCUAUGUCCGAAUAUACAUUAGGGGCCCCCUCCUUCCUUUAGAGCCAGUAACCUUUUAGACUUUGGGCCAGAGUCCACGAAAAUGACACCACCAGGGUGGGUGUCGGGUCAGUCUCUUGGUGAACAACGCUCUCAGAGGAACAGUGGGGAACAAGGCAGACUCAUCUUUGUCCUGGAGGCUCAGCUCUCUCCAGCUCACCGGCCAGGCGGGCACCUGACGACGCCCCGCCUGAACCCACCUGGCUGGACCUCGGACCCCGCGCUGCAGGCAUCUGGCACCGGGGCAGCAGGUGUGCCCAGAGCAUUUCUGAGGUGCUGGACUGGGUGGCGAGCAGGACCGAGAGUGCUGCCCUCAGGGAACUCGUGUUCCCCAAACGGGCAGCCCAACCGAACAUGCAAAACAGUAAGGUGAUUGCAGCUUUUACAGCCACCGUGAUGCAGACGAAAUGAGGCAGAGUGGGAGAGUGGAGGGGGCUGCUGGCUACGGGUGUCUGGAGGAGGCGGCCACGGUGACAUCCCGGGAGCAGUGUUCUAGGAAGAAGGGACAGAGAGCGCGAAGACCCCCAGGUGGGCAGGGAAUUGGCACAAUGGCGGGAUGGAAGGCCAGGAUGGUUGUGGCGUCACACAUGCGGGGGAGGUGGGAGGUGGGAGGAAAGGUGACCAGGCACAGAUCGGGAAGGGUCUGUCAGACGGAUGACAAAACGGCAUUCGAAUGCAUCACGGUUGCCGCAGCAGCCACUUCAGGGUGGUCUCUCUUUGGGGCAGAGGACCACAUUCCGAUAAACGGCUUAGGAAGAUGACCUGGCUCUGCUAGUUCUUGUCCUCUAGAGGUUGCAGGCUCGCACUGGGGUGGCAGGAAGAAACGAUAGGGCAUUAGGGUCCAUACUAUGUCACGGGGCAAUGGGUCCGAUACAGAAAAACGAACCAGGGAAAAGAGGCAGGAGGCUCAGGGUGGGAAGCUGGUGAUUUUAAUAGAAUGGCCCGGAGCGGGCUCUCUGGGAAGGUGGCCCUGGAGUGGAGUCCUGAAGGAGGCGAGGGAAAAGGCCCCGGCAGCAGGAACAGCAAGUGCAGAGGCGCUGGGGCAGGGGCGUCACGCAGCGCUGGCGGAGCAGGUGGACGCAAAUGGGGCCAGCGAGUAUGAGACGGGCAGCGGCUCGUGCCCAGGACAUGGUGAGGGCUUGGCGGCCUCCAAACCCAAGGGAAUGACAUGACCGGACUCCUUGAACAGGCCCACUCUGCCUACUGUGUUGAAAACUGGCUUUGGGAGGCGUCAGAGGAAGCAGCCAGGAGAUCAUUGCAGGUGUCCAGGUGGGUGAUGAUCGGGGCACAGCCACGCAGGUGUCGAGUGGUGAUCUGAUUCUGGAUAUAUAUUCACGUGGAAGAACCUAGAAUGUCACCUAAAUAUAAAUAAUAAUCGUUGAACGUCGACUACAGGUGCAUCCAUUGGAAUUGUUUAGAUGCUUCUCAUAAUCGCCCGUGAGAACCGAGGAAGGACUCCGGAUUUUGUCUUAAUCGUCUUUGAGGAUUUGUGAUGGGCCAGGCUGAUUGGGCACAAAAGAGGGAAGAUCUGAGGUUUUCUGUCACCCUCUCAGUCACCGCCAUCUAUGGGCUGACCAGAUGCAUGGGCAGCUUCCAAAAGAUUCCCCUGACUCACAAGGCAAAGGAAACGGCACAUGGUGGCCUUGCUGUGGGAAUGCACCGGAGCUCGCGUGACGUGUGGAUGCCCGCAUAAGACAUCGCUUCCGUGCGCAGGGCAGGGCAGGGCAGGGCCAGGCCGGGCCUGACAGACACUCCUGCCAAACCUGCUGGUCCACUGCCUUUCUGCAGAGCCUGUGGCCCUGCCAGUCGGGGCUUCUAGAGGGCGAGGAAGGCCAGCGCAGAGCCUCCGCCGAGGAGAGCAGUCUUGGCCGCCUGAAACUCUGAGUUUGGGAGCAAGUCACAUGGCUUGAAGUGGCCGUCAGACCACCAGGGCACUGGUUUGGCAAGCUCUGCCUGCCCAGCCCUGCCCUGUUCUGCUCAGCAGCCUGCAGAGAACGGAGCUCGGUCGCCAGGCCCCAUCCCGCCGCGGGGAGUUCCCCGCAGACCGAGGCGAGGGGAGCGUCUCUCGGCUUCUCAGGCGCCGGCAGCCAUGGCGGAGCUGCGCCGCACGGACUCCACGCUGACCAGCCUGGACGAGGACGCGCUGUGGGAGAUGAUGGAGAGCCACCGUCACAGGAUCGUGCGCAGCGUCUUCCCCAGCCGCCUCACGCCCUACCUGCGCCAGGCGAGGGUGCUGGGCCAGCUGGACGAGGAGGAGGUACUGCACAGCCCACAGCUCACCAACACCGCCAUGCGAGUCGGGCACUUGCUGGACUUGCUGAGGACACGAGGGAAGAACGGGGCCGUCGCCUUCCUGGAGAGCUUGAAGUUCCACAAUCCCGACAUCUACACCCUGGUCACUGGGCUGCAGCCCGACGUGGACUUCGGCACCUUCAGCGGGCUCAUGGAGACGUCCAAGCUGACGCAGUGCCUGGCCGGGGCCAUCGGCAGCCUGCAGGAGGAGCUGCGCCAGGAGCAGGGGCAGAAGGAGGCGCUCCUGCAGCAGUGCCGGCGGCUGCAGGAGCGCCUGGGCCAGGCUGAGGCCCGCGCCGAGGGCCUGCGCCAGCUGGAGGCCGACCACAGCCGCAUGAAGCGCGAGGUCAGCGCCCACUUCCACGAGGUGCUGAAGCUGAAGGACGAGAUGCUCAGCCUGUCCCUGCGCUACAGCAGCACGCUGCAGGAGAAGGAGCUGGCGGUCACGCGCUGCCACGGCCUGCAGGAGGAGCUGUAUCUGAUGAAGCAAGAGCUGCAGCGAGAGAGGCUGUCUGCUUCCUGCGAGCGGGAAUUUCGAGAGCGGUCCCUGAAGAUGGCCAGUGGCCUGGAGCCGGGAGCCGAGGAGCUGAGCCGCCUCAAGGAGGAGAAUGAGAAACUCCGGUCACUGACUUUCAGCAUGGCGGAGAAGGACAUCCUGGAGCAGAGCCUGGACGAGGCCCUGGACAGCAAGCAGGAGCUGGUGGACCGCAUCCACUCGCUGAGGGCGCGGGCCGUGGCCGCCGAGAGGCAGCAAAAGCAGUACUGGGAAGAGAAGGAGCAGACGUUGCUCCAGUUCCAGAAAACUAAGGUGGAGUGCGAGAUCUACAGGGAGAAGGUGAACGCCCUGCAGAGCCAAGUGGCCGAGCUGCGGAAGGAGCGGGACCAGGCGUACUCGGCGAGAGAUGCAGCCCAGGCGGAGAUUUCCCAGAGCCUGACGGACAAGGACGCCCUCCGCAGGAAAGUGUUCGAGCUGACGGACCAAGUCUGCGACCUGCGCCAACAGCUCCGCACGCUGCAGGCCGAGUCACUGCAAGAGCCCAAGCAGGAAGCGGGGGCCAGGGGCCCCUGUCGGAGGGGGAAGCAGCGGCUCGUACGCAUGUUUGCCAUCUGCCCACGGGAUGACGGUGACUGCAGCUGUCCCAGCUCCUCCGAGUCUCAGCUCUGGUCCGACCUGAGCACCACGUCUAGCCGCGAGCUGGCGGACAGCUUCCGCUCCAGCAGCCCUGUGCCUCCCAGCCAGCAGUCCCUGUACAAGCGGGCCACAGAGGACUUCUGGGAAGACCCCUGCUCUUCCAGCGGCUUCCCAGAAAUCCCGGAGGUAGAUGGGGGCGCCUCCCCGGGAGGCGAGGCGGGCGACGCAGACCUAGAUUACGAGAUCGUAGACAGAGCAGAGCUUCAUGAGUCCUCGAACAGCUUGCGGCCAGUCUCCGGCGGCCUCUGCCUCUCAGCCAGCACUGCCCCGGUGCGGCGGAGGCCGGCCCGGAAGAUCCUGAGCCAGGUCACGGUGCUGGCCUUCCAGGGGGAUGCGUUGCUGGAGCAGAUAACUGUCAUCGGCGGGAACCUCACGGGCAUCUUCAUCCACCGGGUCACCCCUGGCUCGGCGGCAGACGAGAUGGCCUUACGUCCGGGCACCCAGAUCCUGAGGGUGGAUUACGAGGCAACAGCGCCCUCCUUCAAGGCUGUGCUGGAGGGCGCGACCCUGGAGCAGGCUGUGGGACUUCUCAGGAGGGUGAACGGCUUCUGCUGCCUGUCCGUGAAGGUCAACGUGGAGGGUUAUAAGAAGCUGGUCCAGGACCUGGAGGCCAAAGUGGCUACCUCGGGGGACUCUUUCUACAUCCGGGUCAACCUGGCCAUGGAGGGGCGGGCGGAGGGGGAGCUGCAGGUGCACUGCAGUGACAUCCUGCAUGUCACCGACACCCUGUGCCAGGGCCAAGGCUGCUGGCAUGCCCACCGCGUCGGCCCGUACAGCACGAAGGACGUGGAGCACGGCACUGUCCCCAACUACUCACAGUGAGCGCUGUCCCGGGUCACCGCGCCUCCCGGAGCGGGUGGGACCUGCCGGGGUGACCUCCCCUGGCCCUGCUCAGCACGGAGGACCCCUCCUGGGGCCCCAAACACGUGCAAUCCCCAGUACGCCACCCACCAAUUGCAUCGCUCAGGCGAGUUUGUUUGCGGAAAGAUGGGGACCUCAGUUCUAGAUCGUUCAGGAGCACUUGGGACCAGAGUUCCCCGACCUCAGCGCCCUUGGCAUUUGGGGCUGGCCCCCUUUGUCGGGAGCUGUCCUGAGCACAGUGGGGCAGCAUCCCUGUCCCCCCGCCCCCGGCUGCGACAGCCCAGAGUGUCUCCAGACAGGGCAGCGUCCUCCGGAGGCAGGGUGACCAGUCACACCGGAGCUUGGCGCCAGCUUGGGGAGCCCUCAGUCCUGGGACGGGGACAGUGUUCCCGCCCCUGCUGAGAACUGUGGCCUGGAUCAGCCGUGGCGUCUUGCCCGGCGCCUCUUGGGCUUCGCCAAAUCCGCGUCCCCUGGAGCUCAGCUCAGCAGGGGCAGGCCCACACCCUGUCACCUCAGAAGUCCAGCUGAGGCUCCGCGGGUGUUUAAAUGCCCCGGGAACUGCAGUGGUGCAGGGUGGGAGCCGCUGUGGGCAGGGCAGGUGUUUAGGGCGCCGGAGGGGCCACCCCUCCUUCAGCCUUUGCAGCGG
Pteropus alecto (black flying fox) is the source of this 5191-nucleotide messenger RNA. RefSeq names its product caspase recruitment domain family member 14 (gene CARD14). The coding region runs from base 2290 to 4506 and encodes 738 amino acids. Gene Ontology annotation, biological process: regulation of apoptotic process. The record is from RefSeq and is a predicted model, not a curated record. The transcript is spliced from 17 exons. Gene Ontology annotation, molecular function: protein binding. NCBI's taxonomy places the organism in Eukaryota, Metazoa, Chordata, Mammalia, Chiroptera, Pteropodidae.